This is a messenger RNA of Podarcis raffonei (Aeolian wall lizard), 1589 nucleotides long. Its product is annotated as sulfotransferase 6B1-like. Gene Ontology annotation, biological process: sulfation. The coding region runs from base 49 to 990 and encodes 313 amino acids. The transcript is spliced from 7 exons. Gene Ontology annotation, molecular function: sulfotransferase activity. Lineage: Eukaryota; Metazoa; Chordata; Lepidosauria; Squamata; Lacertidae. Gene Ontology annotation, cellular component: cytoplasm. The record is from RefSeq and is a predicted model, not a curated record.
AGCUCAAAUCUCAGUCUUCAUCAAGUGUCCAUCCCAUCAGAUACAAAGAUGAACAUGAACAGGAAACGUAUUGAAAUUCUGGACAAGUUGUUGGCUGAUGGUGACAAGCUAGCUCCAGAAGAUAAGCUAUUUACCUAUAAAGGGAUUUUGUAUCCUCUUGCUGUUUGCAAGCUAGAAAAUUUCCAAGCUCUUGAAACCUUUGAAGCCAGGACGGAUGAUGUGAUCUUGGUAGGAUAUCCUAAAACAGGUACAAACUGGCUUGAAACCAUGCUACGUGACUUGGAAUUCAGGGCUGGGAAAUAUACAGGAGAGGAAUAUAAAAGAAGAAUGGCAAUUGAAGAGGAACUGGCAGUGCCUCCACGUCUUGAGUUUGAAGAUCUAGACGCCAUCAAGAGGAUGACGAAAUUACCUUCCAGAAGGAUCAUAGUAACUCAUCUCCCUCCUCAUUUACUACCCAAAUCUAUUUUCAAAAGUAAAGCCAAGAUACUGGUGCUGACUCGGAAUCCCAAAGAUACAGUGGUGUCUUAUUUUCAUUUCAACAAUAAUUUUCCUGGCUUUCCUAAUGCAACAUGGGAUGCAUAUUUCACAGAUUUUAUGAAUGGUCAAGUGUGUUGGGGCUCCUACUUUGACCAUGUCUCAGAAUGGGACAAGUACGUUGAUGAUGAAAAUGUCAUGGGCAUAUGUUACGAAGAACUUAAGGAGGAUCUACAUUCAGGAUUGCAAAAAAUAGCUAAAUUCUUUGGGUUUUCCGUGAACGAAGAAGAAAUUAAAAGUGUUGCUGAAAAAGGCAGUUUCAAAGCUAUGAAGCAGAAAUCUGCUGAAACUCAUGGAGCAUUUGGAGAUGUUCUUUUCCGCAAAGGAUCUGUUGGUGACUGGAAAAGCCUGUUCUCAGAAUCUCAGAACCAAGAAAUGGACAGAAGGUUUGAAGAGUGUUUAGCCAAAAGCAAACUAGGAGCAAAGAUGAAGUAUGAGGUUUACUGCAAGAUCUGAGGAGGCAACCUAUAUUCGAAGGGCUGCCUGCCUCCUGCAUUGUCUCUUGGAAUACAAUUAGCUUUGUCACUUUCAACAACAACAACAACAACAACAACAACAACAACAACAACAACAACAACAACAACAACAUAUUUAUACCCCCACCCUGCCUGGCUGGGUUUCCCCAGCCACUCUGUGUAUCAAUACAUUGAUGGAGGCAUAAUGUUUCCUGUGUCUUGCAAUUUCAGCGGUUUUGAUAUUUAAGUAGGGUGGCCUGUUUAAAUUAUGGAUGCUUGAGGAAUUUUUUCUUUGUGGAUCUUAAUUCAAACUGACUUGAUCUCUGCUCAUGGACUAUUAUAUGAAUCAGAACAUAGUUAUCCUUCAGAUUUUGCUUUUCCCUGGACAUUGCAAAGCAGCUUCCAGUUGAAACUAUGUUUUAUAAUGUGUCAGGGACUGGGCAGAGGAAGAAUAGUGGAGAGACCGCCUCCCCAGCCUGACCCUUCCAGAGAAGAGGAAGACAGUUCAGAAUUACAGCAGGGGUUUGAGGAACAUCACAGCUCAGAGGCAGAUGAGGGGAAAAGCUGGGAAAUAAUGGGAGAGGAGGAGGAGGAGGAGGA